GCACCAUUAACAAUCUACCUUGUGGACAGCACUACAACGUCACCGUGGUGUCUGUGAGACAUGCUUGCGAGAGCAAAACGAGCCCAGUGGUACACACCUCUUCAGCUCCAUGUGUGCCCAUGAACCUGGAAGGCCGUCUGGACUGCGUAACCAACUCGGCCUGGGUGGACUGGGACAACUCAGCGGGAGCGAGCAGCUACUCGGUGCUCGCCCAGGCAGACAACGGUCACAACUCCAGCUGCACCAGCUCGUCCUCGCCCUGCAGUGUGCCAGAUCUGAAGUGCGGGACGCUUUACACCCUCCAUGUCACAGCUAAGAACGAGUACUGCCACAGUAACCACAGCACCACCUUUGACAUCGAGACAGGUCCUUGUGCUCUAAAGGCCAUCAGGGCAACAACGGAGUGCAACGGUGACACCAUCCUGGUUGAAUGGGAGACAACAGGGGACACACCCCUGUACGUGGUGACAGCAGAGGCCGACGAUGAAACCACCAUCACCUGUAACAGCUCAUCAGACUCAUGCAUCCUCCAGGAUAUCCGCUGUGGCGUCCACUAUAGCAUCAUCGUAUCAGCUUCCUCUGAUAAGUGCAGCAGCCUGCGAAGUCCUCCAGAGAAGAUCAAAACAGCAAUGUGA
Cololabis saira (Pacific saury) is the source of this 635-nucleotide messenger RNA. Its product is annotated as fibronectin type III domain-containing protein 7-like. The transcript is spliced from 4 exons. The record is from RefSeq and is a predicted model, not a curated record. Gene Ontology annotation, molecular function: protein binding. Lineage: Eukaryota; Metazoa; Chordata; Actinopteri; Beloniformes; Belonidae. Bases 120 to 635 code for a protein of 171 amino acids.